AUGCCGCCCAAAGUCACGAAUCUCACUGCCUUCAAGACGGCCCCUGGCAACACCAAAAAGGGCCUAUCUCACUCGAUUCACAGCCCGCAAGCAGACGAUGGCCCCCAGAUACGACCGACACACUUCAUAAUCCGCGAAGGCAACCCUGGGGACAUCGUACCUGUCAUACCAGUCGACCUGCUCCCAGACUAUGUAACCAUUGUUGGCCUGUCGCGUACGCUGACCAUCAACGAUACCACUGGCAUGUCGAACCUGGGCACAUUCGCGAAGCCACAAGGUCACUAUCAGCUACAAUUCGUGUCUCCAGCGCAUGAUCGUCCCACCGGAGGAGAUCCUGAGAGCUUGGAUGCUGGUUGUCUUGUCGAACCUCAGCGGCCUGGGUCUGACGUUGCAAAGGUCGGCCAAGGAACUGGCAAACAGUACCAUGUGGCAAAGAGCAACGGUGUCAACGCAUCGUCAACAUCAGCCACCUCGCAGUCAACUCCCAGAACAGUGGCCAAAGCCCCUCCCCUCGCUCCAGCUCCUUCGCCCCGGGUCCUCGACUGGGCCGAAGACGACACGGACUCGGUCUCGACAGACGACUUCUCCUCCGCAGAGCUCUCCGCGCCAGACACCUCGUCAAAGUCCUCCUCCGGCUCCAGAGACAAACGAAAGCCUUUCCGACGAGUCCAGGCCCUGGCCCCGGCAUCGGCCGUGAUCAAGGAGAAAUCAGACGCCGAGAUCGCGGAGCGCAUGCUCGAGCUAGGCCGCGUCCAGCAGCACGCCGCCACCCGCAACCACCACCACCAUCCCGCCCAGGCCCUGGAGACGACGGUAGCAGCGACGGCGGCAUCUCACAGCAGCGACGGCAGCACCAGCACCGCCGCCGCCGGAGCCCCAAAGCCUACCCCUCCCAAGCCCGCCGCAGGAAAGCAAAAGGUAGUCCGGCCAGACGGCAGCCUCUGCCGGCACUGGUGCCGGACAGGCCAAUGCAGCUGGGGCGCCGAGUGCCGCUACACGCACCAGAUGCCCCUGACGCUCGAAGGGCUCGCGGACGUCAACCUGUCGGAGCUGCCGUCCUGGUGGCGUAAGCAGGCCGGUUUGCCUGCCGAGGGGACCAUUGACCCGCGCAUCUUUGCUGUUGCCAUCGUUCCUGCCACUGGGUUGAAGAAGAGCAGCAGCAGCAGCAGCAGCAGCAGCAGCAGCAGCAGCAGCAGCCCCUUUCCGACGGCGCUGGGUGGCGUGAACACUGCUCCGCCGCCGAUGAUGGCUCUUGAGACGUCAAGAAAGGUUGCUAGGGUGAAGCCGGGGAAGGCUGAGAGAAGAAUGGCGAGGGAACUUCGAGGCGUGCCGUUUGGGGUUGAGGGGGCGCGGGCGGGGAUGGGGUUGUCGCCUGUUAUUGCUGUCGGCAGUAAGAAGAAGUUGAGCUUGGGGCGGCUGCAGAGCCGGACGAUGGAGGUUCAGCAGGUUGAUGAGGUUGUUGAGAAGCUUGUUGAUAUUUGA
Molecule: messenger RNA, 1482 nt
Organism: Colletotrichum phormii
Lineage: Eukaryota; Fungi; Ascomycota; Sordariomycetes; Glomerellales; Glomerellaceae
Exons: 1
Coding region: 1-1482 (493 amino acids)
Molecular function (GO): metal ion binding
Source: RefSeq, a predicted model, not a curated record